Messenger RNA from Penicillium taxi, 1536 nucleotides. RefSeq lists its product as uncharacterized. The record is from RefSeq and is a predicted model, not a curated record. NCBI's taxonomy places the organism in Eukaryota, Fungi, Ascomycota, Eurotiomycetes, Eurotiales, Aspergillaceae. The coding region runs from base 1 to 1536 and encodes 511 amino acids. The transcript has a single exon.
AUGAGUGAAUCUGAUUACUCUGAGCACUUGGACAAUGGGAGCGGCUUUUGUGUCUCUCCAAUCGUUGAGAAUGGCCACUCUGACGAUGAGAGCACCCCAUAUCAGACAUCAGCAUCUGCUGCUAUGUCUGAAGAGUCUGUUAAUGAGUCUAGUCUGUCGCACGAGGCUCCAAAGGCCUCACACAAAUUUGCAAAACUUGCCGGCAGCGAUGAGAAAAUCCGUCCUAACAUACCGGUCGCACUUCCUAAAACUAAUACUAAGACAGCACAUCCUAAGAAAGAAAUUUUUCACAAGCUAAGCACCUCACAUACAUCAAGCCUUUUAAGCUGGGGCCGCGACCAACUUCAAUCUACGAAGGCCCGCAGCCGCACCAAAAGUUCAGCAAAGAAUGAACUUGCGGCACCAAAGGAAAUUAAUGACGGACCUGACAUGCGUGGGCGCUCGCUAGCUGAGCAUUUGAAUAAACGUGCAGCUUCAGAUGGUAGCUCACGGUUCUAUGAGUCGGGUUUUGGUUAUACCUCCGGCGUUGUUACGACUAUUGCCGCUGGACGAAAGCCACUUCCACUACCACACACCGUUGGAGGUCGAUCGAGACAUCCAGAGUUCACCUAUCGGAGCCCUCCUAUUCGACCUGCCACAGACAACUUCUCUAAAACACAGCCAUUGCAAUCACACACAGAAACUUAUAAGAAACCUCCUGCGCGAUCCGACACAAACCAUGUCUACAACACUCAGCCAGUGCGGUCGGAUCCUGAUAACACCUACAAGAGCCCGCCUGUGCGAUCAUCUACUUCUCAAGGAUACCAAAAUCUGCUUCCACUGCCCCCAGACUCGAAGUUCGACGAAGUGAUCACCAGCAUGAUGCUUCCUGAGAAACAGAUGAACCGACCGGCGACGACUAGUGGAAUCACUUAUAGCCCAAUACAGUCGACAUUUGAUUCAGUUUUCAACAAGCACACUGAACCAGUUGUUGAUCGCUGCUCUACUAUGACAUCUAUUUGGACAGCUUUGGACUUCGACAGUCCACUCGGAAGCAUCAAUGACAGCCCUCGUGACAGCCUGAACAUUGCAUCUCCUACUCAAUCCACAGAUGAUCUGACUUCUAUCAUGUCUCGCCGUCGACCCAUCUCCAACGCUGUGGCUCUCGCGACCAAGCCCAUCUCUAAUAAAGUAAUGCGAAAGCCAACUCCUUCGGAAGUUUCCGGCAGAGCCGCUCCUUCCCCUGAGCCUCAGGACCCCGAGAGCAAAAUUCAGGCUUUGGAGAAGAAGAAAGAUGAGCUGGCAAAGCGCAGAGUUAACCUGGAAACUGUCAUUGAUGGAUUGAACAAGACACUCCAACCUGGCAGUAUGACCUAUGAUUUAUCUGCUAAGGCAGAGGUGCAGAAGAGUAUUCGCAGCAUUGAGAAUGAUGUUGCUGAAAUCAAGAAAGAGGAACAUGAACUUGGCAUGAAGGUCGCUCGGGCCUGGAGACGCUUAGAUGAGCGGCAGAACAAUGGCGAUGGUAGCAACCUUUGGGUGAAGCGUGUUACCAAUUAA